Triticum dicoccoides is the source of this 1221-nucleotide messenger RNA. RefSeq names its product SNF1-related protein kinase regulatory subunit beta-1-like. The transcript is spliced from 4 exons. Lineage: Eukaryota; Viridiplantae; Streptophyta; Magnoliopsida; Poales; Poaceae. Bases 151 to 993 code for a protein of 280 amino acids. Gene Ontology annotation, molecular function: protein binding. The record is from RefSeq and is a predicted model, not a curated record.
CUGAACUCAGCACGCGCGCGCGAGCGAUCUCCAGAGUCCGCUGGUUUCGCCCUCGGCUACCUGCUCGGGGCGGCGUUCGAGGGACGGCGGUGCUGCCUGGCUGGGCGGUGCGGGAGGGGGUGAGCAGCUGCGGGCGGCGGCGAUCUGGGCAUGGGGAACGCGAGCGCCAGGGCGGUGGAGAACGGCCACGCGGCGGCGCCGAUGGAGCAGGUGGCCGUGGCCCCCGUCGGCGGGAGCUCCGCGGAGGCCGCGGCGCCGCCGGACGCCGUGAUGCGGGAGCUCCCUCCUCCGGUCCCCUACGUCUUCGCGCCGCAGGUUCCAGUAGCUCCGAUGCAGAUACCGAAUGAAUUUUCACCUGCUUUUAACCAUUCAUGGAUGAAUGGCUCGGAUGAAUCCACCAACAAUAACCCCCCGGAGGUUGAAAUCCCAACUUUGAUUACAUGGAGUCAAGGAGGAAACGAGGUGUUUGUGGAAGGAUCAUGGGAUAACUGGACAUCAAGGAAGGUGUUAGAGAGGUCUGGGAAAGAUCACGCCGUGUUGUUGGUUCUGCCAUCUGGAAUAUAUCAUUACAGGAUGAUUGUUGAUGGGGUGCCGAGAUAUGUGUCCGAACUACCUCAUGUGACUGAUGAAAGAGGGCAGGUGGCCAACCUCCUUGAUGUCCAUGAGUAUAUCCCAGAUAGUCUUGACAGCGUGGCGGAGUUCGACGCGCCCCCAUCGCCUGAGCACAGCUACAACAUGGAGUUCCCAACCGAUGAGGAGCUUACCAAGCAGGAUCCGCCCGCUCUUCCACCUCAGCUUCUCAUGACUGCCCUUGGUGGCAUCGAUCACUCCGACGAACUCGCUCCAAAGCCGAAGCCGCAGCAUGUCGUCCUCAACCAUCUGUUCAUCGAGAAAGGGUGGGGGGCGCAGUCUCUGCUCGCCCUCGGACUCACCCACCGGUUCCAGUCGAAGUACGUGAACUUCGUGCUCUACAAACCGCUGGUGAGGAGGUGACCAGUGCCGCUGGUGGAAGAUGAAAGAAAGCAACGGUGGCUGAUUAGGACUGAUGGGAGUGAAUAGGAGAGUGUAGUUUGACAAUGUACAUAAGGGGGAUUCCGUAAUCAUCCGUUUCUCUUUUCUUCUUUCUUUCUUUCUUUCUUUCUUGAGUGAACUGUUCUUGUGGCGUGGGGUUUGAACCGUCUGAACUCCGGCGAAAUGAAACAAGAGGGAGUGUUGUGAAAA